Messenger RNA from Daucus carota subsp. sativus, 2660 nucleotides. RefSeq names its product beta-amylase 7. The record is from RefSeq and is a predicted model, not a curated record. Gene Ontology annotation, molecular function: beta-amylase activity. NCBI's taxonomy places the organism in Eukaryota, Viridiplantae, Streptophyta, Magnoliopsida, Apiales, Apiaceae. The transcript is spliced from 11 exons. Gene Ontology annotation, biological process: polysaccharide catabolic process. The coding region runs from base 427 to 2514 and encodes 695 amino acids.
AUGGCACGUGCUGAACCACCCCCCACACGCCUAAACCGUGCCAAACCGAUCACACACCUCACACGCGUGCCAACCCUAAUCUCCCCCUUUCUCUCUCCACCGUCUCCUCUCUACUCUCGCCGGACCGUCGCCGGAAAAUCUAAUUUUUUCUCAACACCUCAAUUCACACUCUACUAUCUCCUACGACUCAUCACUCAACAUUUCCGACUCUUUCCGGCCGUUUCGCUGUAAAAGAUCCACCCUUUUUACAGAUCUGGUCUUUCUCUGCUAUCACUAUGUGUUGAAAGUGAGGAUUAGUGUUAAAAUAUGAUAAAUUGUGAUCUUUAUGUUUAUGUGUGUGGUGAAGCUGAAAAUGAAGUGGAAAGUGUUUGCUACUUACUGACAGUACAAGGGGUAUAAAACGUACUAAUUAUAACAAAAAAAGUUAUGUCAAGUGAGAUGCAAAAAUUCCAGACGAGUGAAGAUGAUGAUGAUGAAAUGGGGAUGGAUGUGAAAGAAGAAGAUGAUGAAGACGAAGAUGAUGACGAUAAGAACACAGCAAAUCAGGUCAUGGUAGGUGUUGAAGGCGGAUUUACAUCGACCAGCAGUAAUAAUCGGUUUCAACAAAAUCAGCAGUAUCAAGAGCAAUUGACUCCUCAAGGAGGUAGUAGAAGGUGUAGGCCAAUGGAGGAAAAGGAGAGAACAAAGUUACGAGAGCGACAACGAAGAGCAAUUACUGCAAAGAUCUUGACAGGGCUUCGAAGGCAUGGAAACUAUAAUCUUCGGGUAAGAGCGGAUAUCAAUGAUGUGAUUGCAGCUCUGGCAAGAGAAGCUGGUUGGGUUGUUUUACCAGAUGGAACAACGUUCCCUUCCAGAUCACAGGGUACAAAGCCUGCUGCUGUCACACCUACAACUGUGGUCACAUCAUCAUCUACACAGAUGACACCUCAGCAAACAUCACCUGCUUCUUUAGGAGGGAUGUCAUCUAGCUAUCAAAGUACGGUGGAAUAUAAUGCAUGUCAAAUGAAAGAUAUAUUUGUCCCUUCUUCAUCCCCUUAUGAUGUAACCUCGAAUGCUCCAUCUCAGACUUCGGCCUUGUUAGUUGAGGGAUUAGAUGUUCAGGAUGAUCCCAUUAUUGGGGGAUCGAUGGAUGCUGUUGACAACAGGCAGGUUGUUAUUAUACCCCAGAGGCUGCAGGAGCGAGAUUUUGCUGGCACUCCUUAUGUUCCUGUUUAUGUCAUGUUACCCCUGGGUGUCAUCAAUAUGAAGUGUGAACUUGUGGAUCCCGAUAGUCUAUUAAACCAGCUUAGAUUCUUAAAAGCAAUCAAUGUUGAUGGUGUUGUGAUUAACGCUUGGUGGGGUAUAGUGGAAGCACAUGGUCCACAGGUGUACAAUUGGAGUGGCUACAAAAGGUUGUUUCAAGUUGUCCGUGAUCUUAAGCUCAAAUUACAAGUUGUAUUAUGCUUUCAUGAAUGUGGAGGCAAUUUGGGUGAUGAUGUGAUCAUUCCACUUCCCAACUGGGUAGCCGAAAUUGGUCUUACCAAUCCAGACAUAUAUUUCACAGAUAGAGCAGGAAGACGCAAUCAAGAAUGUCUUUCAUGGGGAAUUGAUAAGGAACGUGUUUUGCGUGGUCGAACCGCUGUAGAGGUUUACUUUGAUUACAUGAGAAGUUUCCGAACAGAAUUUGACUUGUUCUUUGAAGAUGGUACUAUCUCACUAAUUGAGAUAGGGCUUGGUCCAUGUGGUGAACUACGAUACCCGUCUAAUCCUGUAAAACAUGGUUGGAGAUAUCCAGGUGUUGGUGAAUUUCAGUGUUAUGAUCAGUAUCUGUUGAAAAGCCUGAGAAGAGCAGCUGAGACAAGGGGUCACUCCUUCUGGGCACGAGGCCCAGAUAACUCAGGUUCCUAUAAUUCCCAGCCAAAAGAAACCGGGUUUUUUUGUGAUGGGGGAGAUUACAAUGGCCAUUAUGGAAGGUUCUUUCUCGGUUGGUAUUCACAAGUUCUAAUUGACCAUGGUGAUCGGUUGAUGGCUCUGGCCAGGAUGGCUUUUGAAGGCAUCUGUAUUGCUGCAAAGUUAUCAGGUAUUUAUUGGUGGUACAAAUCAUCCAGCCAUGCAGCAGAACUAACAGCUGGAUUUUACAACCCCUGCAAUCGUGAUGGCUAUGCUCCAAUUAUGGCCAUGUUGAGAAAGCAUGAAGCUGGCUUAAAUUUCACAUGUGUUGGUACAUGCAUGUUAGUUCCGUGUGGGGACUUCUCAGGAGAACUGGGGGAUCCGGAGGGGUUGAAUUGGCAAGUUCUGAAUGCUGCAUGGGAUGCUCUUGUACCAGUCUCCAGUGAAAAUGAUCUCCCCUGCCAUGAUAGAGAUGGUUAUAACCGUAUAUUGGAGAAGGCGAAGCCUUUAAAUGAUCCAGACGGUAGACAUUUUACAUCUUUUACGUAUCUCAGCGUUUCCUUGCUUCUGAUGGAAAGACAGAAUUUCAUGGAAUUUGAAAGAUUUGUCAAGAAAAUGCAUGGUGAAGCAGUUCUAGAUGUUUAGGCAUAGGUAAGUUAGAAAGGAUCCAUGAUUUGUAUGAUCAAUAUUUUCCACCAGAUAAUUGCUGGUGGGAAAGAGAUAUGUAGUAAAAUAUGCGUGUAUAUACCAAUACCUUUAUUAAUGUAUGGCUAAUGCAAACAAUUUAUCCA